This is a messenger RNA of Hemicordylus capensis (graceful crag lizard), 2620 nucleotides long. RefSeq names its product SET domain containing 6, protein lysine methyltransferase (gene SETD6). The transcript has 9 exons. Gene Ontology annotation, molecular function: protein-lysine N-methyltransferase activity; protein binding. Lineage: Eukaryota; Metazoa; Chordata; Lepidosauria; Squamata; Cordylidae. Gene Ontology annotation, cellular component: nucleus. The record is from RefSeq and is a predicted model, not a curated record. The coding region runs from base 111 to 1514 and encodes 467 amino acids. Gene Ontology annotation, biological process: peptidyl-lysine monomethylation.
GCGGGAAGGGGCGGGGCUCUCCCUUGUAGGCGGGGCUUCGGGGGCGCUCGUGUCGCCAGGCUGCGCGUGCGCAGAGGCGGCGGCGGCGGCGCGCUUCUGGAACGCUGGGGAUGGCGAGCGCCGCCAAGAGGGCCAAGGUGGGGCCGCCGGACGCCCUGGAGGCCUUCCUGCACUGGUGCGCCGACGUCGGCUUGGAGCUCAGCCCCAAGGUGCAGGUGAGCCGGGCAGGGCUGGUGGCAGCGGGCUAUGGGCUGGUGGCCACCGAGGCGCUGCCGGCAGGGGAGGUGCUCUUCGUGGUGCCGCGGGCAGCGCUGCUCUCCCAGCACACUGGCGCCCUUGCGCCCCUCCUGCGGACAGAAAGCGCCUCUCUGGAGAGCCAGUCCGGCUGGGUCCCCCUGCUGCUCUCUCUGCUCCACGAGUCCACCACCAGCAACUCCCACUGGGCACCUUACUUGGCUCUCUGGCCCGGCUUCAGUGGCCUCGAUCAUCCCAUGUUCUGGAGUGCUGAAGAGCAAAAGAGGCUGCUGAAAGGUACGGGGGUCCCAGAAGCUGUGGAGAAAGACCUGGCCAAUAUCCAGCUGGAGUAUUCCUCUAUCAUCCUGCCCUUCAUGAAGGCCCACCCAGAUGUCUUCAAUCCCCAGGUGCACACUCUGGAGCUGUACCAAAAGCUGGUGGCAUUUGUCAUGGCCUACAGUUUCCAGGAGCCUUUGGAUGAUGAUGAUGAUGAUGAGGAGGAGGAGGAGGAGGAGGAGAAGGAGCCCAACCCUCCAGUGAUGGUGCCCAUGGCAGACCUCUUGAAUCACGUGGCCAACCACAAUGCCAGCUUGGAAUAUUCCCCGGAGUGCUUGAAAAUGGUCACAACUCGGCCCAUCCACAAAGGCCAAGAGGUCUUGAACACGUAUGGAGAGUUGGCCAACUGGCAGCUGCUCCACAUGUAUGGCUUUGCUGAGCCGUAUCCUGGCAACACAAACGAUGCUGCUGACAUCCAGAUGCUGACCCUGCGCACCGCAGCGCUGCAAGCUACGAAGACGCAAGCAGAGCAGCAGCUGGUCUUGGAGCUGUGGGACUUCCUUUGCCAGCUGGAGAUGGUGGGCGAGGAAGGCGCCUUUGUGAUGGGCUGGCAGACAGUCUUCACUGAGGAAGAACUGGCCAUGGCUCUGAAGCUCCCCAAUAAUGCCGACCUCUGGUGGCUGCAGGUGCUGAGUCUCUCUGCAGAGGAAUUCCAGGAGUUCAAGGAGCAAGAGAGCUGGGAGGAAGAGAGGGGUAAAGAUGGCGCUGCCUACCUGCCUCUGUCGCCUGCUACCGUCCCCAAACUUAAAGCAUCCUGGAGGAAGCUUCUUGGCGAUGCCAUAAGGCUAACUCUGCAGUUGUACAACUCUGGUUUGAAAGAGGAGGAAGAGAUCCUCGGAGACCUGCAGGCGUACUCAAAACUCAGCUGCCGGGAGCAGUUUGCUCUGCAAGUGCGUUACGGCCAGAAGAGGAUUUUGCAGCAGUGGUUGGAACUGGCAGCCUAGUUAUGGCAGAGGGCAAAGCGAGCAGGUCCUCCUGACCUGCUGGCUGUCCCCUCCCGUGGUGGUGGUGGUGGUGGUGGUGGUGGGGUGCUUCUUGAAAGACAGAGCUGGUUUUUAAAGAAGUGUUCUUGCCAGCAUUGGUAGAAAUGGCGCAAGAGGCAGCAGUGUGUGUUGCUUGAGUUUUAAGGGUAAGCUUAAUUUAGUCCUUGGCAGGGAACAGCAGCCUGUCCCCGGAGAAGAGCUCCGAGGGAGUCCAUCAGAGGCCCAGCAUCCUGUUUCCAGAGGGGCCAGCCAGACGCUAGGUUGGUUCCUGGCCAUGCAGCCCCCCAGGUGUCCCCUCGCUUCCUAGGUGCAGCUGGCCCAGUGCUGGCCCCUGCUCCCCUGUGGUGGUCUUCCUCCUGCUGUCCACCGGGAUGCCCUCAUACCUUCCCUAAAGCCGUCCUGCUCAGCUGCCUUCUGCCUGCCCUGCUGGCCUCCUCUCACCCCCGAGACCCCUUGACUGCCAUCUCUUCCCACAUUGCUCUACGCUGAGUAGUCCCAUGCAGAGUCCUGCAGAUGGAACUAUAGCCACAUGCCUAAUGAUCUUUGUAGCCAAUGAAGCAGUUGGGAUGUUUUUAUCUUGAAGCUUUUGCAUACAGGCACAAUUGAGUCCCUUUCUUCUGGAAUGAACGCUUUGUAAAAUGUUUGCGUGCAGCACUCUUUGUGAAGGCGAAGCCGAGACGGUUCCUGAGCUGGACCCUCAAUGCUCAGGCUGGGUUAUGUGAACAACGUCCUCUCUCAUUUUCCUCUUGGCUUGCGGAAGGCUGCUUAGCCGCUGCCUACCAACAUGCUGCUUGUGCUGGACUGCUUCUUUAACCAUUAAUUGAGCUAAUUCAGGCUAUAGGCUCAUAAUGUACUGCAACUGUAUUGGCUGAUACUUUGCUGUAAAAUUCCAGGCUGGUGGGGUGGGAAAUAUUCUGGAGCAGCAGCCACUUACCCCUGGGAGUCUGAAAAGGGUUAGGGUACUUGCAAUACUGUAACCGAAGCAAGCAAUACUUAAACACUCUACCCUGGACAUUUUGUGUCAGUGUCGUCCCCAUUUCUUAUUAAAAAUUAUUUUUUUACUCCAA